Messenger RNA from Condylostylus longicornis, 1927 nucleotides. Its product is annotated as methyltransferase-like protein 17, mitochondrial. Gene Ontology annotation, cellular component: mitochondrial small ribosomal subunit. The transcript is spliced from 5 exons. Gene Ontology annotation, molecular function: structural constituent of ribosome; methyltransferase activity. The record is from RefSeq and is a predicted model, not a curated record. Bases 504 to 1850 code for a protein of 448 amino acids. Lineage: Eukaryota; Metazoa; Arthropoda; Insecta; Diptera; Dolichopodidae. Gene Ontology annotation, biological process: translation.
UACUAGAGUAGAUUGCUCAGCAGAAUAUGUUAGUAUAGAAACGAAAUUUGAAACUGAAAUAAAAAUAUUGAUUUUUCGUGAGAGUUGAAAUAUAAAUAAAUUUGUAUUCAAAAUAAAUUUGUGUCAAAAUAUAUAUUUUGAAUUGUACUUUGAAUUUAACGUUUCAUAAAAAAAAAAAUAUUGCUAAUGAUGAGAAAAACAUGUCAUAAUAGAAUAUAUACUAAAUUUUUUAGUCGGAAAAGUUUCUUUUGGCAGAGAAUCUAACUAGAAGAAUCUAAAAAUAACAACUUAGAUGUUCUUCAAUUUUAGGCGGAAAAUGUUUUUUGAACUGCCAGUAUAUUGACUAGUAAACCUAUUAUGCAAAUGCAUACAAAUCAAGACUAACAAAAAACAAUUUACGAUACAUAUGUACAUACUUAUGUAUAGUUCAGUUCAGUCGACAGUCACACUUCACAGUCAAUACAUAAUCUAAUUACGUAUGUACUUUCAUUAAUUGAAGAUCAAUGAACAUGCUUCGUAAAAAUAUAUUAAUUUCGAUUAGAGAAUCCUCAAAACUUGCUAUAAGUUUAGAUGGAGAAUUUCUACAAAAACUAGAAAAAGGGGAAUUCAAGCCUAAAAGACAUCCAGGAAUUCAAAAACGUGGAGAAACUCUUGUUCCGAAAUGGAUUGAAAGUAGUUUAUUGAAAUGUAUAGGGGAUAGGUCUUUGAAGAAAUUAAUAGAUGAUGGUAAAAAGCUUAAUCGUCAUAUUGUUGCAAGACAUCCUCCACCUGAGAAAAGUUUUAUACGAAACAAAUUAAGUAAAAUAGAACAAAAUCUUGAAAAAUUUUCAACAACCAACACUAUCCAAAAUAAGGAUAAUGAAGAAAGAAAUCAGUAUAAUAAUGAAAGGACAAACAAAAUUAAGCAAAUAUUAAAAAAACAGAUAUUUGCUUGGAAACCAAUUAAUUAUGGGGAAUACGAAUCUCUUGUUUAUGCUGUGGGAAGAAGUGCGUUGGAAUUUACUAUUCUUGCAGCAGUAUUUACUGAAAUAAAAAAUGGUGAUCACACUUUCAAACCAAGAAGUUUUUUUGAUUUUGGAUCUGGUGUUGGUACUGGGAUGUGGGUUGCUUCAAAUUUAUGGAAUAACACUCUACUCGAGUACUAUAAUGUCGAUUCGUCUAGAAAUAUGAACGAUUUAGCUGAAUCAAUUCUGAGAGAAGGAAACAGUCAACAAAUUAAAUUGAAUAAAGUUUUUUUUCGUCAAUUUUUACCAGCAAAAACUACACAGUAUGAUCUAGUGCUAUCGUCGUUUGCAUUAUUUGAAUUAAAUUCUAAAAAAAGCCGUGCCGAAGUAAUCUUGAAUUUAUGGAAAAGGUGUGCAAAUUACUUAAUAUUUAUAGAAGAAGGAACUCGAAAAGGUUUUGAAUUAAUAGCAGAGGCACGUGAUCUUAUACUAUCUGCGAGAUUUUCGGAUCCAUUGCUAGAAGGCUAUGUGUUCGCACCGUGCCCUCAUCAACACGAAUGCCCAAGGUUGACGAAUAAUGAAGAUAAAACACCAUGUAAUUAUGAAAUUAAAUACGAACCUUUUUCAUUGCUAGGCAAAUCUGGCAAAAAAUUAACUCAUUUAUAUAGUUAUGUAGUAAUAAAAAAGGGUCCAAUGUCUAAAUUACCUGAUUAUUCUAACUGGCAAAGAAUUGUAAGGCCCACAUUAGUAAAAACAAGGCAUACAAUUUGUAGAAUGUGUACAUCACAUGGUACUUUACAAGAAGUGAUUUUCACACCAUCGAAGCAUGGCAAAUUAACGUAUCAAUGUGGUAGAUCAAGCUGUUGGGGAGAUAAACUUCCACUUAAAAUACAAACAUCAAAAUAAAAAUUUGUCUAAAAAAGUAAAAUAAUUAUUUAAAUAAAUUAAAAUUUGAAAUAAAAUGAAAAGCUUGUUUAAAAAAA